AUGGCACGCUCGUUGAACGACCCAUCGACGCCUGCGUCGGCUCCACAGUCUGUACAGCUCACCACACAUCAUACGCCUGCAGCAUCAACAUCAGCGUCAUCGUCACCUUCAACGUUGUUGCCAGCAGCAUCUCCAAUACACUCAUCACAUUCACUCUCCAUGCCUCCAGAUCUAGAAACUCAGCCUCAUAGUGCUCAUCGAGUACAUGGCACUGACCAAGACAUGAAGCUCGACCAGACCGGUUCCAACGACACUCCACACAGCCUGCAUCGUCCUUCUCACGACAUUCCCCACUCCCAUCACCAUCACGACGACGAUCAUCAUGACGACGCGACCACCGUGGCACCUACACCGGAAAGUGCCACAGAGCACAAGGUCACUUUGCAAGACCAGACCAACUUCCUACCCAAGAAGCAAGUCAUCCUCGUCUUUGCUGGUCUGUCCGCUGGCCUGUUUGUUGCCCUCCUGGACCAGUCCAUCAUCAGCACUGCUCUCGGCACCAUCACCGCUUCGUUCCACGCCGGCAACGAGUCGUCCUGGCUUUCCACCUCGUACCUCUUGACCUCCACUGCCGCCAGCCCGCUAUACGGCAGAUUCAGCGACAUCUUUGGGCGCAAGACGUGCAUGAUCGUUGCCCUCACCGGAUUCUUGAUCGGCAGUGCGCUCUGUGCUGCCGCUCAAUCCAUCACACAGCUCAUCGUGUUUCGUGCCAUCGCCGGUUGUUUCGGCGGUGGCAUCGUUUCGCUUGUCAUGGUCAUCGUCGGCGACGUCGUCUCGCUACGUGAACGUGGAACCUAUCAGGGAGUCUUGGGAGUCGUCGUUGCUGUCUCCAACGCGGGCGGUCCAUUGAUAGGUGGUGCGCUCGCCUCCGUCGGCUGGCGAUGGUGCUUUAUCCUGGCGGUUCCCAUCGUCAUCGUCGCACUCGUCAUGGUUGUCAUCCUCUUGCCGCUCAAGAGGGUCGAAGGCAGUGUCAAGAGCAAGCUCGCCAAGAUCGAUUACCUCGGAACUGCUCUUGUUCUUUCGGGAAGCGUGCUUUUGCUGCUCGGCCUCAACUGGGGUGGUCAGCAGUACUCGUGGACCAGCCCACACGUGCUCGUCACCAUGAUCCUCGGAGUCGUCAUUUUCAUCGCAUUUGCCAUCGUCGAGGCUCGUGUCGCAGCAUUGCCGCUGGUGCCCAUGCGACUAUUCAAAGUGGGCACUGUUUGCAGUGUCCUCGUCCAGACGGUCUGCUCCGGAGGCAUCUUCUACCUUUUGCUCUUCUUUGUGCCGCAGUUCACCCAGGUGGUCAAAGGAUAUUCGGGUGUCAAGGCCGGUGUUACGCUGAUCCCGCUCAUGGCGCUCCAGGCGACCACUUCGACCGUCGCAGGUGUCCUCACAUCGAGGACGGGCAAGUACAAGGUCCUCAUUGUCGUCGGAUUCGGCAUCUUUUCCAUCGGCGUCGGGCUUCUCAGCUUGCUCAACGAGCGCUCUAGUAUCGGUGAGGUGAUCGGCUUCCUCCUACUAGCGGGCUUUGGUGCCGGUGGCACACUGCAAACCACGCUCGUGGCAGCGCAGAACGCUGUGGGUCGCGAGGAUAUGGCGGUGGUCACUUCGACACGCAACUUUAUGCGUCUGUUUGGAGGCACGCUCGGUCUCGCCAUCAGUUACGCCAUCCUCAACAAUACGGUUCGAAGCCAGGUCAAGACUCUACCUUCGGACGUGAUCGCUCAGGUGGUGCGCAAUCCCAAGAUGAUCACUUCGGGCGAAUUCGAUGCGGCCACUUCCGAGUUGCUGCUGCGAGCUUACGUCCAAGCGUUCCGCAACGUGUUCAGGUUCGGACUGGGUAUGGUGCUGCUUGCGUUCGUGGUGACCUUGCUGUUCACCAAAGAAUUCAGUUUGGACAGGAAGGACGACGAGAAGCGCAGGGAAGAGGGCAAACAGUGGUACGCAGAGAAGAAGGAGAGGAGACACGCAAAGAGGCACCCGGACGAUCACAGCGUACAGCCCAGUCGGAGGAAUAGCCAUCAUGAAGGCGAGCACGUUGGCGCAGAGCAGCGGCAGGUUGAGGGAGAUCUGGAGAAGGGACUGCCUCUUCCUGCCACUGCCUCGAGAUGA
Messenger RNA from Pseudozyma hubeiensis SY62, 2094 nucleotides. RefSeq lists its product as hypothetical. Bases 1 to 2094 code for a protein of 697 amino acids. The record is from RefSeq and is a predicted model, not a curated record. NCBI's taxonomy places the organism in Eukaryota, Fungi, Basidiomycota, Ustilaginomycetes, Ustilaginales, Ustilaginaceae. Gene Ontology annotation, molecular function: transmembrane transporter activity. Gene Ontology annotation, biological process: transmembrane transport. The transcript has a single exon.